CUAGCUAGCUAGCUAACCAGAUAGCUACAGCUGCCUAACUAGAUCACCUAUCUUAGCUAGCUAGUAGCUAACAUUCGUCCACGAACGUGUGGCUAUAUAAAUGAGUAAUACGAAAUUGGCUUGUUCGUGAAUGAUACAUUGUGCAUGUGAGCACCUGCUACCUAGCCCAAAUUAGUGAACACUUUCAAACUGGUUGAAUUAGCCAGGUAGUACUCCAUGUUAGCCGGCUAGCUAGCUAACCAAGUCGCGUCAGUUGUGAGAACAGCAUUUGGAGCGAGUCGAUCAUUUUAAAGUAACAAGCACACACUACAAAAACUUGAGAAGCUAUCGAUAUCACAUUAUCAUUAAUGACUAAUGUUGAUUGGCAUGACAGUGUCAGCAGAAAUGAGUCCACUCAGGACGGGUGGCGUCAUUGUAGGAAGGUGUGGGGAUUUCUGGAGCCUGUGGACAAUUUUGAACGUUGGACCGACCCUAGUAGUAUCAAUAGUACACAUCUGUCGCUAUAGCGAUUAGUGAAUUCGUGCAAAUGGUGACGUCUGGAUUAACAGUAGUUUGGGUAAAAUACCCGUAUAUUCUUCUCCUCUUUCCCUCCUUUGCAACAAUGUAUGUCUGUCUAUCCACCAACCCAGCCCUUCAUGUGCGCGCAGCUCAGUAAACCAAUGUAAUCUGCCUUUCUACUCCAAUUGAUCGCGUGCACCAUGACGCACCAGCUGUCGCCCAGCCCACUUGGGUUGAUCCUGGUUUCCUGAACGGGAGUCAUUUCCCUGAAAACCACUCACUGGCAAGCACUAUUGAUUUACCUCACUAGUCGAGCCAGGAAAGAGGUGACUGAAGGAGGGAGGCAUGGUUCUGCGGGAGUCCCCAUUCCCCAACUGCUUUGUGGAGGGCCUCCAUGCAGUGGGCUGGGGCCUCAUCCUGCCCUGCUUCUGGUUCCUGGACCGCCUCAUUGCCGUCUGCAUGUCCACCAGCCUGGAACGCACCCAGCGACACGAGCAGGAGUGUUAUCUCCACCCUCUCAAGGUCUUCUUCGGCUUCAUCCUCUUCCUCGCCCUCUUCCUGGUCACGGCUCCCCUGGCCUUCCUGGGGUUCCUGCUCUGGGCUCCCCUCCAAGCCGCCCGCAGGCCCUUCUCCUACCACCAGGAGCCCCCGUCAAGGCCAGCACCAGCCGAUGAGGGGGAGAGGAACCUGGGCUUUGAGGCAGGGGCCAACAAGGCCACUUUUGGCUUUGCCACUGCCAACCUGUGUCUGUUGCCAGACGGCAUUGCACGCUUCAACAACCUGGGGCACACGCAGCGCCGUGCCACCGCCAUCGGCCGGAGCAUCGUGCAGGGUGUGAACCGGCCACACAUCCGCAUCUUCGUGGACUCCCCCAGCAGCUGUGGCACCCUCAGCCCCUCCAGUAGCCUGCUCCCUGGCCCCUCCACCACCAGCCCUGUCUCAUACGGUGCUACAGACCCAGCCUUCCAGCCACCACCCCAGGCUCCUCCUACUGUGAAGGCCCAUUCAGACGAGGACCAAGCUGACGGAGCAGUCCCAACAACAACGACGCCCCCCAAGCCCAGUGACUCAAACUGUGUGGUGUACGUGCCCUGUGACGACACCGAGGACCCUUCCCCUUCUCCUGCCCCUGUCAUCAACACCAACCAGAACUCCAACCAGCAGGGCCGGAAGGGCCACAGGAACCCUCCGCGGGCUCUACACACUCAGGGGGUCGCCCAGCGCGGCCAGGCUGGGCAAGACGACGUGCCCUGGGAGGUGUCCUCUCUCUUCCCGGCCAACGUGGACAUCCUGUGUCUGGAGGAGGUGUUUGAUAAGAGGGCAGCUCUGAAGCUGACCAACACCCUGGGGCCCCUGUUCAACCACAUACUGUAUGAUGUAGGGGUGUACGCCUGGCAGCCUCCCGGCAGCUGCUCCUCCUUCAAGUUCUUCAACAGCGGCCUGUUCCUGGCCAGCCGUUACCCAGUGCUGGAGGCCCAGUACCACUGUUUCCCUAAUGGCCGGGGGGAGGAUGCCCUGGCUGCUAAAGGCCUGCUCUCUGCCAAGGUGCUAGUUGGCCAGAAUCAGAAAGAGAAGAAGCUGGUUGGAUAUUUUAACUGCACACACCUCCAUGCACCUGAAGGUGAAGGGGAGAUCCGCUGUGAGCAGCUCAACAUGAUCACCAAGUGGAUCCAGGAGUUCCAGGCCACCAAUAGCAAGCCUGAUGAGGUGGUCGUGUUUGACAUGCUUUCUGGGGAUUUCAACUUCGACAACUGCUCACCUGAUGACAGUCUAGAACAGAAGCACAGUCUGUUUGAGGAGUACAGAGACCCCUGCCGGGUCGGGCCUGGCCAGGAGAAGCCCUGGGUCAUUGGCACUUUGCUGGAACAGCCUACUCUGUAUCAUGAGGAUGUAAGGACCCCAGAGAAUCUUCAAAGGACCCUGGAGAGAGAGGAGGUGAGGAAGCAGUACAUCUCCUCUCCUGUGGCCCUGGACGGCUGUCCCCUGGUCUACCCUGAGUUGGGUCAGCCCUGGGUGGGGCGCCGCAUUGACUACAUCCUCUACAGAGAGAGCUCCAUCUCCAAGCACUGCCAAACUGAAAUCGAGGAGUUCACCUUUGUGACCCAGCUUGCUGGCCUCACCGACCACAUUCCAGUGGGCCUGAGGCUCAACGUGAUCCUUGACUCAGACAAUGCCCAGUCCGAAGAGUGACAACCCAAGCCUGAAAUCCUUUGGGGAGAAGGGAAAGACAUGUGCUUCAUCCCAAAUGGCACCCUAUUCCCUAUAUAGUGCACUACUUUUGACCAGAGCCCUAUGGGUGCCAUUUGGGAUGCAGUCAUCCACUAUGCACCACACACACCACACGGGUACAACAAUAACUUUACUUUGGACCGUUCAUUUUCACAGCAACAAUUACAAUGAAAAUGCCUAGGGGUUAUGGUGGGGGUGAGCUGGCCUGCAUCCUCAGUCAGAGAGAUUGGAUGUGCUUCCCAAAUGGCACCCUAUUCCCUAUAUAGUGCACUACUUUUGACCAGAGCCCAAUGGGAAAUAGGGUACAAUUUUGGACAGUACCAUUGUCUGGUAGCUGCUGGAUUAAAACCAAUAUUGAUUUGCUGAUGCUGUGUACAGAGACCAAAUCUAAGCUGAGUAAUAACAUGACUCACUGAGUUAUAUAUCCAUGUGGGCCUUUUCAGGUCAGGGGCAUUGAUAACUCAUUUUUAUACAGUCACAAUCUUACUUUUGGUAAAUUGUUGGUACUGAAAGUAAUAUUUUAUAUUUUUUCACUCUGAUUUCAUGAUAAUGACAGUGGAAAAUAAAUUAUCUCACUGAAAUGCACAAACUGUUUGUCUCUUACUGCCUAGAAUGGUGGUUAAAAUAUUUGAAGAAUAUUUGCUGGGUGGUGAUACUAUGAUGAAACCAAGAACAGUAACACAUAAUUUCAUAAAUAUGGAUACAUUCUGAAACCCUUAUAAGCAGUUGACUGUAUGGGUU
Messenger RNA from Coregonus clupeaformis (lake whitefish), 3468 nucleotides. RefSeq names its product sphingomyelin phosphodiesterase 5. The record is from RefSeq and is a predicted model, not a curated record. The coding region runs from base 844 to 2688 and encodes 614 amino acids. Gene Ontology annotation, cellular component: extracellular region; cytoplasm. The transcript has 8 exons. Lineage: Eukaryota; Metazoa; Chordata; Actinopteri; Salmoniformes; Salmonidae. Gene Ontology annotation, biological process: sphingomyelin metabolic process. Gene Ontology annotation, molecular function: sphingomyelin phosphodiesterase activity.